AAAAGCAGUUUCAUUGCAGCACUGGCUAGCCAUUUUGGAUACAGUGUAUGUUUGUUGUCACUAAGCGAACGGACGCUCGAUGACGAUCGCUUGAAUCAUCUGCUUAACACUCCGCCACCUUAUAGCGUAGUGGUACUCGAAGAUGUGGAUGCUGCUUUUGGCUCCCGUGAUGAUCCAGUACAGUCCUCAAAAGCAUAUGAAGGCCUGACCAGGGUGACAUUUUCGGGUUUGCUGAAUGCAGUUGAUGGGGUUGCAAGUGCAGAUGAACGAAUCCUCUUUAUGACAACGAACCACAUCGAGCGCCUCGAUCCGGCACUAAUCCGUCCAGGACGUGUCGACGUGAAGCAGUAUUUUGGCUACUGCACUGCGACAAUGUUCUUUAAGGCUGGUUUUGCACCUUGUAUAAGUAACAAAAGCUUAAGAGGAAGUAUGUUCCAGCAUUUUUAUGGAAGUAAUGCAACGACCGAAAUGGCCACGAAGUUUCGGGAUGCUGCGGUUGCACUGGGCGUGGAUAUUAGUCCGGCGCAGGUACAGGGAUAUUUGCUGUUGCGAAAAGAAGAUCCCCAAGCGGCCUGCAGUGAUAUAUCGUCAAUUGUUAGGUGUAAAUAG
Gongylonema pulchrum is the source of this 609-nucleotide messenger RNA. The record is from the annotation of a GenBank genome assembly. NCBI's taxonomy places the organism in Eukaryota, Metazoa, Nematoda, Chromadorea, Rhabditida, Gongylonematidae.